CUGCCGUUACGGCUUUAGCGCUGCGGGGGUCCUGUGUCGGUCCGGGCGGCCCGCGCCGCUGGGAGCUGUGUGCGGAUUAAAGGAGAAGCGUUCAGGGUUGGGGGGGAGGUGGUCAUGUCCCAGGAGGACAGCCACGAGUGGGAGCUGAGCAAGGAGAAUGUGCAGCCCCUCAGGCAGGGACGGGUGAUGUCCAGCUUGCAAGAGGCACUGUCUCAGCAGGACUCUUCCAGCCACACUGCUCUGCAGCUUAAAAAACAGGAGUUUGAAGCAGAAAUACGAUUUUACACUGGAGAUGAUCCUCUGGAUGUGUGGGAACGGUACAUCAAGUGGAUAGAGCAGGCCUUCCCUGGGGGUGGCAAGGAUGGCAACCUGGCAGCAGUUCUGGAAAGGGCAGUGCAAGCCCUCCACGGGCAGCAGCGAUACUACAAAGAUCCUCGCUAUCUGAAUCUCUGGCUCAAGUUUGGCGAUUGCUGCAAGGAGCCCUUGGAUCUGUACAAUUACCUGUGGAGCCAGGAGAUCGGCACCACGCUGGCCGCGCUCUACAUCACCUGGGCAGAGACACUCGAGGCCAGGGGCAGCUUCAGGAAAGCUGAUCUGAUAUUCCAGCAAGGACUCCAGCGCAAGGCUGAGCCUUUGGACAAACUCCAGGCUCAUCACAAGCAGUUUCAGGCCCGUGUUUCUCGGCAGACGUUACUGGCACUUGAGGAUCCUCCUGAUGGAGACAAUAUGGGAUUGCUGGAAGUUGCAGAGCCUCAGAGAAUUUCUUUGGCAGAACUCAAAUGCAGAGGGAAGAGAGCCCCCAUCAAUCGUGUUGGAGAUGCAAUUAAAGUCAUCAACCCAAACAGAAGCUCCCAGCCUCAGGGCUCUCGACAGCUUCCAAAUGCUCGAAGUGUUGCUGUAUUUGAGGACAAUUCUGUGUCUGGACCUGAGAUGCCCACACGUACAGCAGGGUCAUGGCCAGCACCUACAGUUGGCAGGGGCAAGGAGAAUGAACGCAGCGCAGGACCGUGGAACUCUGGCAGGCGUCCUCGCAGGACUGGCAGCUCUGGCGUGGAAGUGCCCCCCCCAGUGCCCAGUUUCACCCCCUAUGUGGACGAGUCAGCUGAGCCACAAAUGAUGACUCCCUGUAAAAUUGAGCCCAGCAUAAACUCUGUGUUAAGUACUCGCAAACCUGGGGAGCGGGAGGAUCCCCUGCAGCGAGUGCAGCAUCAGCAGCAGGAUGCUCAGGCCAAGAAGGAGAUGGUGAUGUACUGCAAAGAGAAAGUUUAUGCUGGAGUGGAUGAAUUCUCUUUUGAAGAGAUCCGAGCUGAAAUCUACAGGAAGAAAGCGAGAAAGAAAGAUGAGGAUGAAAUACAAGCCAUAGAACGGAAGAAGGAAGAAAUACAAAGGAAAAUUGAGGAACUGGAAAAGAAAUUAAAGAAGAAAGAAGAUGACAAGCAGCAACAGCCACAUGAACAGGCAGCAGAGGUAAUGGCAGCUUCCACACCUUUGGGAAUGCAAGGAUUUACUUUUCCCAGUGCAAAAGAAUAUGGGGAGAAACAGCCUCAGUCACAAAGUGAAUUCCAGGUCUAUGAAGAUACUCAGUUACGUAAACCAUCUUGUUCUGAGGGUGUAGGUCUGCUUCCCCCACCGGCUGCUGUUCCGUUUUUCUCUAUAUUUGAUGAAUCCUCUACUUUGACAAAUCAGAAUAUAAGUUGUUCAGCAGAUGGUGCCCAUGAGAAAAGUGCCCGUCAGCCUCUCGCUGUUGGUGAUCCUGUGGAUUCUCUGAGUGCCAAGGAAAGCACGGCAGCAGCAGCAGGAGCAGGAGCCUGUGAUGAGCUGAAUGGAAUUGAACGCUUGAGUGAGGAUGCAAUUGUGACGGGCUCCUACAAGAACAAGACCCUUUGUGCCAACCCAGAGGACACGUGUGACUUUACCAGGGCUGCCCACCUGGCCUCAACGCCCUUUCACGGGGUGGGAGCUCAGAGAGUCCCAGCUCCUGCUUUCUCUCAGGGUGAGCUGAAGGAAGAUAGUCCAGAAUCCAGGAGUGCAGCACUGAGUCAGGAGACACCAGUGGGCGAUGAGGCAUUCACUGAAGUUCUCAGUGUAAAAAAACUGAGCCCCAUCAUGGAAGCAAGCCUGGAAGAUACUCACUCAUCAGGUGCUUCAGUCUCAGGAGGUUCUCUGUCCUCUGUUACACAAACAUCUGCUAUUAAAUACCUGCAGAUCAGUGAGAAACUGGAGCUGGCUCAGAGCUUGCCUGCUGAAGGGGUUACUGAUGAUGAUGUGGCUCAGUUCCCGUGGAGCCCUGAACAGCGUAAAAAGCUUUUAGAUUCUGUGCUGUCAUCACUGGCUGCUUCUCCAGAUUUUCACUUGGAGGCUGGAGCUCUGCCUCACAUGGAGCCUGAGAAGGACGUUGAGCUGGGAAAUAAGACUUACUGCAUCAAAAUGGAAUAUUGGAACGAUGAAGAAUACAAGAUGCUUUUUGCUGUUCCAACUGGAUGCCUUUUCCAGUUGGAUGCAAAGGGAUUUGUAAUAAAGGUGUAUUCUCAGCCUAUGCCUUGGGAUUUUUAUAUCACCCUUGAGCUACAGAAGCGUUUGAAUUCUGACUUUGACCAGAGCUUCAGUGAGAAUUGCAGCUGUUACCUGUACCAGGAUGGCUGUGCCAUUGUGCACAAGGAUACAAAUUGCUUCACACUGAGGGAUAUUCUCUGUGACCGUAAGUUCAUCACAAAGGAAAUCAUCUUCGUGGUUGUUCAUGAUCUUCUGCAUGUGGUAGAGAAGCUGCACAAAGCUGAGAUUGUCCAUGGAGAUCUGAGGCCAGAGGUGUUCUUCCUGGGAGACAGGAUCUGCGAUGCCUUUUCUAAUGAGGAGGUGCCAAAUGCUCUGAAGGUGGUGGAUUUCUCUCACAGCCUGGAUUUGAGGGUACUGCCUCGAGUCAGCUUGCCCUAUAACUUUCCCACAGCUCACACCCCUCAUGGACAGCAGCUUCUGGCAGAAAGUUCUCUUCCUUAUCAGGUAGACUUGGUUGGCAUUGCAGAUAUAGUCCAUUUGCUGUUGUUUGGAGAUCAUAUCCAGGUCUAUCAGGAGAAUUCCAUCUGGAAAAUCAGCCAAGACUUAUCAAAGACUCCUGACAGUGAUUUCUGGAGUAAACUUUUUGAGAGAAUUCUGAAUGCAGAUGGUAAGUCCACAGUACCUCUGCUGAGGGAGUUAAGAGAGGAAAUCAGUGAAAUGUUUGACAGCUCUUUCAAAGAACGACUUUUGUUGACCUUAGCUGCUGUGGGAGAAACUUUCCUCCUGGUGAACUUCCAGUGACUUCAUAGAAAACAAACACAUUUUGUAUUCUAGAGAAGAAUUUGUUGUUGCUUUCUUAUGUUUUCAAAUGUAAAAAUGAGAGUGAUUGGAGCCAUUUCUGCAAUACUUCACAUGGGACUUGCUCAAGAAUGUUUCUAUUGCAUGAGUGUAUGGAAAACCUCCUGAGCCUCUACAUGAACCUUUUUGUGUCGGGGCAGUUUGUGAGAGAAAAUUGUUUGUCUUUACUGCCACCUCCCCUUCUUGUACAGCUCCUUAAAAAUUUAACACCUAACUUGCACCACACUCUUUAAAAUGUCUUUGUCCUGCAUUCAGUUGGUCUUUUAUUGUUGUUUAAUCAAUAAAGUUGUGUUU
Melozone crissalis (California towhee) is the source of this 3645-nucleotide messenger RNA. It is a transcript of the gene BUB1B, whose product is annotated as BUB1 mitotic checkpoint serine/threonine kinase B. The transcript has 23 exons. The coding region runs from base 115 to 3294 and encodes 1059 amino acids. The record is from RefSeq and is a predicted model, not a curated record. Gene Ontology annotation, biological process: protein phosphorylation; meiotic sister chromatid cohesion, centromeric; mitotic spindle assembly checkpoint signaling. NCBI's taxonomy places the organism in Eukaryota, Metazoa, Chordata, Aves, Passeriformes, Passerellidae. Gene Ontology annotation, molecular function: ATP binding; protein kinase activity.